Molecule: messenger RNA, 1786 nt
Organism: Ceraceosorus guamensis
Lineage: Eukaryota; Fungi; Basidiomycota; Exobasidiomycetes; Ceraceosorales; Ceraceosoraceae
Product: WD40 repeat-like protein
Exons: 6
Coding region: 204-1610 (468 amino acids)
Biological process (GO): mRNA splicing, via spliceosome
Cellular component (GO): Prp19 complex; precatalytic spliceosome; catalytic step 2 spliceosome
Molecular function (GO): protein binding
Source: RefSeq, a predicted model, not a curated record
CGCAUCAGAAAGUCGCCAUCAGUUUGAGUCGAAGCACGGCGGAAGCUUCACACCGGACCACCUCCACCAGCUCCACAGCCGCCGAAAUAUCCUUCGAAUGCAUUUGCAUCCAUUCUUCGAAAGCUUUGAACAGGUGCGACAGGCCCCUCCUCACAACUCCGCAUAGGCCUCGCCCCGAGGCACAUCCGACGCAGGCUCGAAUCAUGGCGCCUGUAGCGACAGACGCCAAGAGCGGUCCUCCCCCAAACGGAGACUCUUUCGCAAGCGGGACCGAGGCUUUACCAGACCUAGCCCAGCUGAUCAGUCGCGCAUCUAAAAGAAGCAGAUUGCUGUUCGCAGGCGGCGAUGCAUCCUCCUCGUCUCCCUUGCCGGACUUUGCGACUGGAAGUGGAUCAGGCCUGGAAGCAGCCGAAAGGGCCAGGUCGAGCGUGAUGGAGGACGCUUUCAAAGAUGCCAAGCAUCUUCCGGCCGCAUUGCUAGAACAACAAGGUGCAGUGGGACCCUCAAGACCGGGAGGCGGAAACAAGCGUGGCAGAGAAGAAGCGCCAUCUACAAGCAGCGGUCCAGCAGCUUCCGCAGGAGUCGUUGCGCUUAGAAGAUCAGAGGGAUUCGCAUCUGCUUCGGGAGGAGGGAGCUCGCUGAACACCGCAUUGAUACGCAAAAAAGAAGCGGAAGAGAGGAAGUUGAAACCGCAAUUGCACGCUCAGUGGAAAUUGUCAAGGGUCAUCUCGGGGCAUUUGGGUUGGGUCAGGUGCGCUGCGGUGGAACCGGGAAACAAGUGGUUUGUCACUGGUGCUGGAGACCGCAUGAUCAAGGUGUGGGAUUUGGCCUCCGGAGAGCUCAAAGUCUCCCUGACGGGUCACAUUUCUACUGUACGAGGACUCGCGAUCUCUUCGCGGCAUCCAUACAUGUUCUCAGCGGGAGAGGACAAGGUGGUGAAGUGCUGGGAUCUAGAGACAAACAAGGUCAUCAGGCAAUACACCGGACACCUUUCGGGCAUCUACUCUCUCUCUCUUCACCCAACCAUCGACGUGCUUGUCUCAGCUGGUAGGGAUGCAGUGGCUCGAGUCUGGGACAUGCGGACCAAGGCGCAGAUCCACGUCCUGGGUGGCCACAGAGGAACGAUUGCCAAUGUCCAAUGUCAAGACUCGGAUCCGCAGGUUGUGACAGGCAGCAUGGACGCCACUAUCAAAUUGUGGGACUUGGCGGCCGGAAAGUCGAUGACUACCUUGACUCAUCACAAGAAGAGCGUCAGAGCUCUGGCUCUGCAUCCAACAGAGUUUUCCUUCGCCUCUGGCUCUGCAGGUGGCCGGAAUGUGAAGACGUGGAAAUUCCCAGAAGGAACGCUGAUCAACAACGCUACGACGGAUAAUAUUGUCAACACUCUAUCGGUCAAUGCGGAUGGUGUUCUGUUUGCCGGCUCAGACAAUGGAGCCCUGCGCUUCUUUGACUAUGCCACGGGAACACCAUUUCAGACAACAGAGGACGUCCCUCAGCCCGGCUCAUUGGACGCAGAAGCUGGCGUGUUUUGCUCCACCUUUGAUCAGACCGGCACGAGGCUUAUCACUGGCGGUGCAGACAAGACUAUCAAGGUGUACAAAGAGGCGUAAUCACAUUUGUGUUCAUGCUCAAUCGAAAAUUCACGAGCUUUGGUGUGGUCUGUAUUCAAGGGAUCGACUCAAAGCGCAUCCGAGUUGCUCGAUUGAAAAAGCUUAGUGUGCCUCCUGUCUCAGAUAUGCCGGAGCUAUAGGUGGGCAAUGGAGCACAGCUAGUUGACAGAGCUGAC